CCAAAAUAGAUUUCUAUCUUUGCUUUUAGACAGCUUAAAUAUUCUUGCUAUUUAUCUCUAGAUUUGGUUGGUUGCUGAUUUAUACAAGUUGAUGUGAAAUAAAAUACUUGUUAGAAAGAAUUCUGUGGACAUCAUUGCAAAUGAAGUUCUUCCUGCUUCUUUCCCUCAUUGGGUUCUGCUGGGCCCAGUAUGACCCACACACUUACUAUGGACGAAGUGCUAUUGUCCACCUGUUUGAGUGGCGCUGGGUUGAUAUUGCCAAGGAAUGUGAGCGAUACUUAGGUCCUAAUGGAUUUGGAGGGGUGCAGGUCUCUCCACCUAAUGAAAAUCGUGUAGUAGAAAGCCCUGAAAGACCAUGGUGGGAAAGAUACCAACCAAUUAGCUACAAAAUAUGCUCCAGGUCCGGAAAUGAAGAUGAAUUCAAGGACAUGGUGAACCGGUGCAACAAUGUUGGUGUCCGUAUUUAUGUGGAUGCUGUCAUUAACCACAUGUGUGCAGUAACAGCUGAAGCUGGACAAAGCAGUACAUGUGGAAGUUAUUUCAACCCAAAUAACAGGGAAUUUCCUGGAGUACCAUAUUCUGGUUUUGACUUUAAUGAUGGAAAGUGUACAACUGAAAGUGGAAGCAUUGAGAGCUACGCUGAUGCUGCUCAGGUCAGAAAUUGUCGUCUGUCUGGACUUCUGGAUCUUGCACUUGAUACAGAUUAUGUUCGUACCAUGGUGGCUGACUACCUGAACCAUCUCAUUGACAUUGGUGUAGCAGGGUUCAGACUUGAUGCUUCUAAGCACAUGUGGCCUGGAGACAUAAAGGCAAUUUUGGACAAGCUGAAUAAUCUAAAUACACAAUGGUUUGAUGAAGGAAGCAGACCUUUCAUUUUUCAAGAGGUUAUUGAUCUGGGUGGUGAGGCAGUGUCAAGUAGUGAGUAUUAUGGAAAUGGCCGUGUGACAGAAUUCAAAUAUGGAGCAAAACUGGGCAAUGUUAUGCGCAAGUUGGAUGGAGAAAAGAUGGCCUACUUAAAGAACUGGGGAGAAGGUUGGGGAUUCAUGCCUUCUGACAGAGCCCUCGUGUUUGUGGAUAACCAUGACAAUCAGCGAGGACAUGGUGCUGGGGGAUCAUCCAUCCUGACAUUCUGGGAUGCUAGACUCUAUAAAAUGGCUGUUGGAUUUAUGUUGGCUCAUCCCUAUGGUUUCACCCGGGUAAUGUCAAGUUUCUACUGGCCAAGAUAUUUCCAGGAUGGAAGUGAUAUCAAUAACUGGUUCGGACCACCAAAUGACAAUGGAGUAACCAAAGAAGUGACCAUUAACUCAGACAGCACUUGUGGCAAUGGCUGGAUCUGUGAACAUAGAUGGCGUCAAAUCAGGAACAUGGUUGCCUUCCGGAAUGUCGUCAGUACUCAGCCUUUUGCAAACUGGUGGGAUAAUGGCAGCAACCAAGUAGCUUUUGGCAGAGGAAACAAAGGAUUCAUUGUCUUUAACAAUGAUGACUGGGACUUGUCAACAACUUUACAGACUGGUCUUCCUGAGGGCACAUACUGUGAUGUCAUUUCUGGAGAUAAAGUCGAUGGCAAUUGCACUGGAACAAAAGUCUAUGUUGGCAGUGAUGGCAAUGCUCAGUUUUUUAUUAGUAGCUCUGCCGAAGACCCAUUUAUUGCAAUCCAUACAGAGUCAAAAAUAUGA
Apodemus sylvaticus (European woodmouse) is the source of this 1676-nucleotide messenger RNA. RefSeq names its product alpha-amylase 1. NCBI's taxonomy places the organism in Eukaryota, Metazoa, Chordata, Mammalia, Rodentia, Muridae. The transcript is spliced from 11 exons. The record is from RefSeq and is a predicted model, not a curated record. Gene Ontology annotation, biological process: carbohydrate metabolic process. The coding region runs from base 141 to 1676 and encodes 511 amino acids. Gene Ontology annotation, molecular function: alpha-amylase activity; cation binding.